AUGGGCAAGUGGCGUUAUGGCGUCGUCCUGGACGCUGGAUCUUCUGGGACCCGUGUCCACGUUUAUCGUUGGUUGCGCAAUGCGGCUGCUCGCAAGAAGGGCGAUGUGAAUGACUUGAAAUCGCUUCCUGAGAUCAAAACUAAGGAGGAAUGGGUGAAGAAGAUUCAUCCCGGUGAGCACCGCCGUGAAAAGCGACAACCAUUGCGACAUGUACUGACUCUGCGCCUGUCUCCAGGUGUUUCUUCCUUCGCCGAUCGACCCGAGUCCGUCGGAUCCGAGCAUCUGGCCGAGCUCUUGGACCAUGCGAAGAGCAUUGUUCCUCUGGAGGAUGCCAGGGACACCCCGAUAUUCCUCCUCGCGACGGCGGGCAUGAGACUCCUGGGAAAUCUUGAGCGACAAUUUCUUCUCGAUCAGAUAUGCAGCUAUGCUCGAGCGAAUUCCGAUUUUCUACUCCCCGAUUGCGGCGUUCAUAUCCAGGUGAUUCCGGGCGUGACGGAAGGACUGUAUGGAUGGAUUGCGACCAACUAUCUCAUGGAAACCUUCGACGCGCCAGAGAAACACGACCAUGGCAAAGGACACCACACCUACGGCUUCUUGGAUAUGGGAGGUGCAUCGGCUCAGAUUGCGUUCGCGCCAAACGCCACGGAAACGGAGAAGCACGCCAAUGACUUAACCCUUCUUCGUCUACGGAAUAUCGAUGGCUCUGUUCAGGAACACCGAGUCUUUGUCACUUCAUGGCUGGAAUUUGGUGUAAACGAAGCUCGACGUCGGUAUGUGGAGGCAUUGCAGGCUGCGGCGGGCCCCGAGGUCCAAGAGCUGCCAGACCCCUGUCUACCAGCGGGUUUGCGUACUACCUUGGACGGAAAGGAUAUUGCUCCUGUUAGCACUGCGAGGCCUACUUUGUUGGGUACGGGUCAGUUUGACGAGUGUCUGCGUCAGACUUUCCCCUUGCUGGACAAGGAUGCUCCCUGCUCGGAUUAUCCUUGUCUUCUCCAUGGCAUCCAUGUUCCGGCCAUCGACUUUGAUGUGAACCACUUCAUCGGCAUCAGCGAGUACUGGCACACGACUCACGAAAUCUUUGAAAUUGGAUACAAGGAUAAGGCCUACGACUUCAACACAUAUCAGGAAUGGGUCAAGAUCUUUUGUUCGCAGGAUUGGGCCUCGAUUGAAGAUGGCAUUCAUGAGUACAAAUGGGGCAAAAAAGUCGACCAACAAAAGGCCAACGAGGUGUGCUUCAAGGCAUCGUGGAUCAUCAAUAUGUUGCACGAUGGUAUCGGAGUGCCUCGGGUUGGUCUGGAAGACACAUCUGGUUCGCUUCACAAUGGAACCAAGGAAGUCCUGGCCCACGGCAAGGAGAAGGGCUAUCUGGAUGCGUUCCAACCUGUAAACAAGAUCGACUCGACUGAAGUGAGCUGGACGUUGGGCAAGAUUGUUCUUUACGCUUCUUCGCAGGUCCCUGCGGAAGUGGAGGCUUUGCCUGUUGGUUUUGGCAGCAAUGUCCCUGGUGUACCUCCUGACUUCCAGUAUCCCAGUGUGGAACUGCUCCCGGAUACGGAAGGUUUCCACAGCGAACACUGGCAUGAUGCGCUACUCCCCCGCCGCAUUCCGGGCAUCCUCUUGUUUCUGUUCAUCGUUGUGCUGGCGUGCUUCUUCCUGUGUGGCCGUAACCGUCGGUCACGGGUCUACCUGCAGAUCAACAACCUGCUUCGCCGUGGUGGACCAUCUCAUCCCAAUCACCCGAAGAAGCGCAAAGGAAUUUCAGCUAUGCUGCCUUUCCUGAACCGCAAUGCUCCUUCUUACGAGCGCGUCAUGGAAGAGGGCGCGCAGGAUUUUGAACUCGGUUUGACCGACUCCGACGGCAGUGACGUGGAUGGUGGCCGUCCUUCGGAGGCCGACUCGAUUGGUAUGCGGCCACCGCAGCGAGCCUCCAGUUGGGGUAGCAAUAGCAACCCUCCCGGCUUGAAAUAUACCUUCGAUAACAGUUCAUCGGGCACCAUUGGUUUGGGGAUCAGCGGCGGUUCGGGAAUUGCCAUGGAUCGUGCAGGCUUGGUGGUCAGGACCGAAAGCAGGGACCAUCUGGCUCCCAUCGCGUUAGGGCCCACUACUAAUGGCCGUCGGUCCAGAGCUGGCAGUCCCACACGCUCUCACCAUCAAAAAUCACCAAGCAUGACUCCCCUCACCGAUGACUAA
Penicillium canariense is the source of this 2190-nucleotide messenger RNA. Its product is annotated as putative nucleoside diphosphatase (Ynd1). Gene Ontology annotation, biological process: nucleoside diphosphate catabolic process. NCBI's taxonomy places the organism in Eukaryota, Fungi, Ascomycota, Eurotiomycetes, Eurotiales, Aspergillaceae. The coding region runs from base 1 to 2190 and encodes 729 amino acids. Gene Ontology annotation, molecular function: nucleoside diphosphate phosphatase activity. Gene Ontology annotation, cellular component: membrane. The transcript is spliced from 4 exons. The record is from RefSeq and is a predicted model, not a curated record.